AUGAAGAUCAACCAUAAAUUACUGCCUAUCAAGGCACACUUCUUUUUCUUUAUGGCAGCAAUGGGACCAAUUUUACCGCAACUACCUGUAUUUGGCAGAGAACUAGGAAUCUCCUCUUUGGUAAUGGGUACCAUUACAGGCAUCCUACCCAUAGUCUUUCUCUUUGCCAAACCCUUGUUCGGGCUCAUUGUAGACGUAUACAGGGAGUACAGAAAAACCAUAUUCAUGCUCGUCAUAACAGUGAUGGGGGUGUGUUUCGCUCUUUUGAAUUUCGUGCCACCUCAGCCAAAAGUUGAGGUCAAUUUCACAGCGGCGGACAGUACUGCUUUCACCAAAUGCAUGGAUACAGAUAUCACCGAUAGAGAUCUAUGCAGUAACCUCACAAUUAGACUUAUAUGUAACUCAAAAUGCUUCAGGCAGCCAGAAAUGUUCAUAAUGAAUUCCGUGAAUUCAUCAAAUUCUAGUUAUUGUUAUUUCGGUAACAAUUCUAUCGCCAAUACUACCAGCUCCAAAUUACCCUGUGAUAUAAACUGUGAAAAGGACAUAGACUAUGACAGCCAAUGUCUGUACAAAUCCAUCAGCUUUUGGGGAUUCGUCAUCCUCAUGUCUUUGGGAUCGAUUGGAUUCAACGUGGUCAACUCCAUCAGUGAUGCUAUUUGUUUCGAAGUCAUUGGUGACGAUUUUGACUAUGGAAAGCAGAGGGUAUGGGGCACCGUAGGUUUCGGAGUAUCAGCCCUCAUAGCAGGCUAUGCCGUGGACUUUUUCUCUGGCAAUGCGAUGAAGUACUCCCCAGCCAUCGUAGUGAUGAUGGCCUGCUGUACAAUCGACCUAUUUGCUUGUAUCAAACUGAAACUGCCGAUAAUGGAGGCUCCUGAUAACAUCUUCAAGUCCAUCAAGGAUCUACUGAAGAAUAAGCAUGUUGCUACUUUUCUCACUUUCUCAGUUUUUGCUGGUAUAGUAGAUAGCUUCAUCAUUUACUAUCUUUUUUGGUAUUUGGAAGAUUUGGCAGAGGCUACUGGUACAAAGAAUGUUAAAUUGUUAGAAGGCCUCAUUGUAGCAGCUGAAACUUUGGGGGGUGAAGUGAUAUUCUUUUCAAUAUCAGGUAAAAUUCUGGAACGUUUCGGGCAUGUCCACUGCUUCAGCAUGUGUUUCAUCAACUACGCCCUACGACUGGGCCUCAUCUCGAUAGUACCAUCGCCUUGGUGGAUAGUGCCCAUAGAAUUCAUCUUUCAAGGCCCUACCUACGCACUAACCUACACCACCAUAGUAGCCUAUGCUAACGAGCUAGCACCUCCAGGAGCUUCUGCUACCAUGCAAGGGAUAGCAGCAGGAAUGGACGAUGGAUUUGGUUAUGCAAUUGGUAGUUUCAUCGGAGGUAUUCUGUACAACUACAUGGGUGGUAGGAAUGCUAUGCAAGUGUUCAGUUUGCUCGGUGUUUUAUGCAGCAUAGUUCAUCUUCUACUUCACAAGACUGUUCUGAGACAACGUGAGACGGACAAGUCUAACGGCCAUAUCGAAUAUAAGCCUCCAGAUCUAGCUAUCAAGAUAACUGACAACCAGAUUGCUUGA
Molecule: messenger RNA, 1569 nt
Organism: Phaedon cochleariae (mustard beetle)
Lineage: Eukaryota; Metazoa; Arthropoda; Insecta; Coleoptera; Chrysomelidae
Source: the annotation of a GenBank genome assembly